Molecule: messenger RNA, 1288 nt
Organism: Rana temporaria (common frog)
Lineage: Eukaryota; Metazoa; Chordata; Amphibia; Anura; Ranidae
Product: olfactory receptor 1E5-like
Exons: 1
Coding region: 198-1142 (314 amino acids)
Biological process (GO): G protein-coupled receptor signaling pathway
Cellular component (GO): membrane
Molecular function (GO): G protein-coupled receptor activity; olfactory receptor activity
Source: RefSeq, a predicted model, not a curated record
UAUAUAAGAAGAUUGGGUUCCAACACUGCAGUAAGGAAAUAAUUGGCUGUAAAAUGCAGUCACAGCAAUCACAUGGUACAGGGCCAAGCACCACAAGUGGGAAGGCAGUCUAGUCAUUUAUGUAUGGUAAUUAGCAGUGGUAAAUAAAUGAAAAAAGUAAAAACAAUAUUUUCUAUUUUUUUUUUCAGGCAAGGUAGAUGGAGGAAUGCUUGAACAAUACAGAAAAUGUGUUCUACAUUUCAGCCUUCGCCAUCUCGAAAACUGGACAAUGUCUCCUUUUCAUUGCAGUUCUAUUGAUUUAUCUGAUGACUCUCCUUGGAAACAUGACCAUUGCUGUAUUGGUGUGUUGGGUUUCCCAGCUCCAUACUCCAAUGUAUUUCUUCUUGAGUAAUCUUGCUAUUAGUGAUGUUCUGCAUGUUUCAGUUACUCUUCCAAAAUUGCUCUCUAUACUUCUAACACAGGAUCAUUGGAUUUCUUUCUCUGCCUGUAUGACUCAGGUGUACUUCUUCUCAUUGUCAGUUGGUUGUGAUAUAUUUAUACUGACCGCCAUGGCCUAUGAUCGAUAUGUAGCGAUCUGUAAGCCAUUACAAUAUUCCUUACUCAUGAGUAAAGAUGUAUGCAUCUCAUUGGCUCUGUCCACUUGGCUUAUAUCAUUGACUAAUUCAAUAAUUAAUGUGUUAUCCACAUCUCUAUUAUCGUACUGUCUCACACAAAAUGUUGACCAUUUCAUUUGUAAUAUGAAAGACCUGUAUGCAAUAACCUCUAGUGAUGCUACAAGCAGAAACACACUUCUGUUAUGUCAGGAUGUACUGUUGGCAGUUUUUCCUUUUUUGCUUAUUAUGACCUCCUACAUAUUUAUCUUCUCCACCAUACUGAAAAUUCGCUCCUCAGAGGGACGACUGAAAGCUUAUUCCAGUUGCACCUCCCACCUCACUACAGUAAUAUUAUUCUAUGUUCCAAUCAUUAUAAUUUAUGGCAAACCAGGAUCUGAAAGUUCCAACGAACUGGACAAGUUGCUGACCUUGCUUUAUACGGCUGUGGUUCCAAUGCUCAACCCGUUUGUCUACACUUUAAGGAACCAAGAUGUUUUGAAUGCUAUACAAAAUAUAAAAAGGAAGAGGAACCUGAUUUUCUUGAAAUAAUAUAUUUAAAAAAAUAACUUGCCUGGGGGAGGGAUUGGAAUCAUGGAGGCGUGUGAGAACCAGCACUUGGGACAUUUUUAAAUUGUCUGUUAUCGACAGCACUGUUUACUAUUGUCAGUAAUUAAGAGUUGUGUCUAUUGUUUGAC